Molecule: messenger RNA, 530 nt
Organism: Arvicola amphibius (Eurasian water vole)
Lineage: Eukaryota; Metazoa; Chordata; Mammalia; Rodentia; Cricetidae
Gene: Lypd6
Product: LY6/PLAUR domain containing 6
Exons: 4
Coding region: 15-530 (171 amino acids)
Biological process (GO): positive regulation of canonical Wnt signaling pathway
Molecular function (GO): acetylcholine receptor inhibitor activity
Source: RefSeq, a predicted model, not a curated record
CACGCCAGUCUGCCAUGGAGCCUAGCCCAGCCCUGGCCUGGCUCUUGCUGCUGAGCCUGCUGGCCGACUGUCUGAAAGCUGCUCAAUCCCGAGACUUCACAGUGAAAGACAUAAUCUACCUCCACCCUUCAACCACUCCAUAUCCUGGUGGAUUUAAAUGCUUCACCUGUGAGAAGGCAGCAGACAAUUAUGAAUGCAACCGCUGGGCUCCUGACAUCUACUGUCCUCGAGACACCAGAUACUGCUACACUCAGCACACCAUGGAAGUCACAGGAAACAGCAUCUCUGUCACCAAGCGCUGUGCCCCACUGGAGGAAUGCUUAGCCACGGGCUGUCGAGACUCGGAGAAUGAAGGCUACAAGAUCUGCACCUCUUGCUGUGAAGGAAAUAUCUGUAAUCUGCCGCUCCCUCGCAACGAGACUGAUGCCACGUUUGCCACAACGUCACCUAUAAAUCAGACAAAUGGGCACCCACGCUGCGUGUCAGUGAUCGUGUCCUGCUUGUGGGUGUGGCUCGGACUCACCUUAUAG